Eufriesea mexicana is the source of this 867-nucleotide messenger RNA. RefSeq names its product circadian clock-controlled protein. The record is from RefSeq and is a predicted model, not a curated record. The transcript has 5 exons. The coding region runs from base 106 to 849 and encodes 247 amino acids. Gene Ontology annotation, biological process: multicellular organismal reproductive process. Lineage: Eukaryota; Metazoa; Arthropoda; Insecta; Hymenoptera; Apidae.
GGACGUUAUGCGUGGCUACGGCCCUGACUGAGUUAAAAGGAGGCAUUCUACCGUGAUAAAUUCACCAUCACGAUCACGUCUUCCUGACACAAAGGCGGCAGCAGGAUGACGUUGCUGAUCGGAUUCUUCCUGAUUGCCAGCUGGACUGCGGCUGCCAUCGCCGAACUCCCACCUGGUGUGGAGCCUUGUCCAAGAACGAACGACCUGGCACAAUACGACAGAUGCGUUGUGAAGCAAUUGAACGUCAUAACACCGUACCUGGCCAAGGGAAUCCCUUCCCUGAAGUUGCCAGCCCUGGACCCCUUGUUCUUGCCAUCCUUGACCGUGGACAGAAACCUAGAGGCGUUGAAAAUCAAGGCAAAUAUGAGCCAGAUUCGCGUGUACGGCGCGACAAAUUUCCUCAUCGAUGACCUGAAGGCGAAUCCCAAUGAUCUGUCAGUUAGUAUCAAGGUUCAGCUGCCUCACGUUCACGUGAACGGCGACUAUGACGUACAAGGAAGGUUGCUAUUGCUUCCAUUGAACGGAGCUGGUAGCUUCAAAGGAAACUUCACUAACACCGAAGUACAAGUGAACGCUCAGGGUAAAGAAGCCACUGAUAAAAAUGGAGUACAGAGGAUCGAGGUUGAUAAAUUGGUAACGAAAAUUCGCGUUGGGGAUGGAAAUAUCAAAUUAAAAGCACCACCUACUCAUACUCUAGCUGCUGACGCAGCUGCCACGUUCUUCAAUUCGAAUCCACGCUUAGUUUUGGACAUCGCCAGCCCGAUUAUCGAGGACACUGCUGCGACAGUUAGCCGAGCAUUGGCUGCUAGAGCGUUAGGGGCCCUCACGAAAGCGGAAUUGCUUCCCUAGUCCACGUUUUCAACCUUA